Molecule: messenger RNA, 629 nt
Organism: Caenorhabditis elegans
Lineage: Eukaryota; Metazoa; Nematoda; Chromadorea; Rhabditida; Rhabditidae
Source: the annotation of a RefSeq genome assembly
AUGGACGAACCGGAGUUCGAAUCAAAUUGGUGCGACUUGCCGCCAGAGUUCAAGCAACAGUGCAUUCAAAAAAUGCCCAUUGUAACUAGACUGAGGAAAGAGAUCUUGUGGAUUUGACUAAAUUUCACCUGAGAAAAGUUGAAAUUGAUUCGAAUAGAAUUAAGUUAGAGGAAGCAGGCGAUGAUUAUCUAAACCUGGAUAUUGAACUGAAUUAUCGGGAUAAUCGCAUCGAAACUCACAUGAUUCCGUUGCUCGAUUACAUUUUCAAAGGCGGAAUCAUUAAAAAGUUGCAAAUUUCCGACACGAAUUUCGACCGAAAUAAGGAAACUAUCAUCAAAAAGAUGACUCCGAUGCUGCAAGAACGUGUUCUUCAAGUGAAAAAGAUCAUUUUAACUUUCACGAAUAACGCUCGUUCUCAAUUUUUGUUGUCAAAAUGCGAUGAGAGAUAUCUAGAAGUGGUUGAGCUCUUCGAUUGGUAUGAUAGUUUUGGCAUCGUCGGACUUCCGAUUAAGUUUAUUGCUAAUGACGCAGUGAUUGGAACAGAUUAUCGUUUUUAUACUUUUGAUCAAGAAGAAAUUGGAUCUAGCCCACGAAAAAUUCGCAGAUCGUGUUGUAUUGUUCAAGGAUAA